This is a messenger RNA of Macrosteles quadrilineatus (aster leafhopper), 1742 nucleotides long. RefSeq names its product CWF19-like protein 1. The coding region runs from base 144 to 1712 and encodes 522 amino acids. Gene Ontology annotation, biological process: mRNA splicing, via spliceosome. The record is from RefSeq and is a predicted model, not a curated record. NCBI's taxonomy places the organism in Eukaryota, Metazoa, Arthropoda, Insecta, Hemiptera, Cicadellidae. Gene Ontology annotation, molecular function: RNA lariat debranching enzyme activator activity; hydrolase activity. Gene Ontology annotation, cellular component: post-mRNA release spliceosomal complex. The transcript has 12 exons.
UUUAUUUAUGCUUGUUGUUGAUGUUGGUUGACUUGACUUGUCGACUGAAGUUAUGCUGUUUAUCCAGUGAAAAUUCAUUUUAUUUAACCUAGUGAUUUACUUUAAUUUUUGUUUGGGCUUAUUGUAAACUUAAGUUAAUUAGCAUGGCCCAAAAAAGGAAUGGUAACGUUAAAGUGCUUGUUUGUGGCGAUGUUAAUGGAAAAUUUAAAACGUUGUUCUCCCGAGUUGAAAAAGUCAACAAAAAGAAUGGACCAUUUGAUCUUUUACUAUGUGUUGGUAAUUUCUUUGGUCCAAAUACGUCAGAAGAAGAAUGGAAUCUUUAUAAAACUGGGAAGAAAUCAGUUCCAGUGUAUACAAACAUAUUGGGACCUAACGACGAAGAACAGUUGAGGUUUUACCCUGAAAUAAACGGGAGUGAACUCGCUCCAAAUAUAAGCUAUUUAGGAAGAAGAGGUGUGUUCAGCGUGAGCGAGGGACUGAAGGUGGCGUAUGUGAGCGGUACAGAGGGAGACAGAGACGCUGCUACACGCUUCACAGCUGCGGACGUAGUGAGAGUGCGCGACUCCUGCGUCAAGGGACAGCCGUCAUACAGAGGCGUGGAUGUACUGCUUACGUCUCAGUGGCCCCAGGGUGUCACGCAGCGAGAUGAGAAAACCGAUAUCAGAGUACCAUCUGGCUCGGAGCUAUUGUCUUGGUUGGCCGUACAAAUCAAGCCAAGGUAUCAUUUCGCUGGUUUAGAAGGCAUAUUCUAUGAAAGACCACCUUACAGAAACCUGGACACUGGAUGUGAUAGUGGUUCUCAUCUAACGAGGUUCAUGGCGUUGGCACCAGUGGGCAGUGACGCUCGGUGGCUGUACGCUGCCAGUCUGACGCCCAUUGAGGUUAUGUCACCCAUGGAGCUGCGGCAGCAGACGACGGACCAGACCGAGCUGCCGUACAGUGGCCGUGCGCUUUCUGCUGGUCUCAGUGGUGCCAAUGACUCAGGCACGCAACAGUUCUUCUACGACAUGUCUGCGGCUAAACGCCCACAUGAUCAAGAUGGCAACCACAGGGAGAAACGGGCUAGGCCUACUUUUGACCAAGGAUCGUGUUGGUUCUGCCUCGCCAGUCCACAAGUUGAAAAACACUUAGUGAUCAGUAUUGGAAGAGAGGUGUACCUAGCCCUUGCUAAGGGAGGUCUGGUGGAAGAUCAUCUUCUUAUACUACCAGUGACUCAUCAUCAAGCUGCUGCUCAUCUACCUGAAUCUGUCACUGAGGAGAUUCAACAAUUUCAAGGAGCCCUCAAAAAGUGCUUUGCCAAACAGGGUAAAGUACCUGUGUUUUUCGAAAGGAACUACAAGACCUCGCAUCUCCAAAUACAGGUUGUCCCUGUACCUAAAGAUGUUGUGCCAAAGCUGAAGAUGGUUUUCCAGGAUUGUGCCGAGGCUGAAGGUUUCACUGUGGAUGAGUUGCCGCCUCACGCAAGAAUGGACCAGGUCGUCCAACCUAACACUCCGUACUUCUACGUGGAACUACCCAAUGGCGAGCGUCUCUACCACAGAGUCAGGAAAAACUUCCCACUCCAGUUUGGCAGGGAAGUGUUGGCCAGUUCCGAGCUGCUAGAUAUGGAGGAUCGAGCUGAUUGGAGGAGCUGCACGGCUUCCAAAGAGGAAGAAACCAAAACCGCUCUUGACUUUAGAAAUGUCUUCAAGCCUUUUGACUUCACUUUGUAAAUUUUUAAUUAAUAAGAAUAUUUUUAUCUA